Caenorhabditis elegans is the source of this 469-nucleotide messenger RNA. It is a transcript of the gene apc-11, whose product is annotated as Anaphase-promoting complex subunit 11. The transcript has 3 exons. Bases 3 to 410 code for a protein of 135 amino acids. Gene Ontology annotation, cellular component: nucleus; anaphase-promoting complex. Gene Ontology annotation, biological process: protein ubiquitination; anaphase-promoting complex-dependent catabolic process. Lineage: Eukaryota; Metazoa; Nematoda; Chromadorea; Rhabditida; Rhabditidae. Gene Ontology annotation, molecular function: ubiquitin protein ligase activity; zinc ion binding; cullin family protein binding. The record is from RefSeq and is marked reviewed.
AAAUGGAGCAACAAAUUCAAAUGGACGAACAGGAAAAUGAUGAAUCACAGGGAAACGAUGAUCAACAAAAUAUGUCGAUGAGCAGUUCUGAACUUCAUACUAUGCAGGAUGAUCAUCCAGGGAUUCUAUUAAAAACCAACACUCGGAUGAGCAUUACCGUCAAAAAGUUACAUGUUUGUGGAGAGUGGAAGUGGUUACAAGGAGGUGAAGAUACCUGUGGAAUUUGUCGAAUGGAAUUUGAAUCGGCGUGCAACAUGUGCAAGUUUCCAGGAGAUGAUUGCCCAUUGGUUCUGGGAAUUUGUCGCCAUGCUUUUCAUCGUCAUUGCAUCGAUAAGUGGAUUGCAGCACCAACUAACCAACCAAGAGCUCAAUGCCCGCUUUGCAGACAAGACUGGACAAUUGUAGAGUAAUCUACGUUUUUAUCUUGUGUUUCCAUUUUUUCAUGUCAAAUGAUACUCAGUUUUCCUCA